This is a messenger RNA of Lepus europaeus (European hare), 897 nucleotides long. It is a transcript of the gene PRR32, whose product is annotated as proline rich 32. The transcript is spliced from 2 exons. Bases 1 to 897 code for a protein of 298 amino acids. NCBI's taxonomy places the organism in Eukaryota, Metazoa, Chordata, Mammalia, Lagomorpha, Leporidae. The record is from RefSeq and is a predicted model, not a curated record.
AUGGCUUGUAUUGAAAAUGUCCUGGGAAGACGUGCUCCUUCACCCAUAGUUGGCACUAUGGACAAAAAUGGGAACCAAGAUCUGCACCAGGACAUGCCCAAGGAAUGUGUGAGUUCCAUGCUAAGGGAAGAUGUGGAGCCCUGGGGCCACACUCACGUCCCGCUGAUACCUUCCUUCAACGUGCUGACCGAUCUGACAAGACAGCAACUGGAGCGACCCUCUGAGAGAACAGGAUCCUGCAUUCCUGUUGAUAGUUCCAGAGCUCUUAGACAGCCUUAUGGGCCACCACCUGCUGUUGCGGAAGAGUCCCUAGCAACAGCAGAAAUAAAUAGCUCUGAGGGGCUGGCAGGCCAGAGGCAGAAGGGACAGGAUUCUAUUAAUAUGUCCCAGGAAGACUCUGGCGGCCCUCCUGCACUGAUGGUAGGGGGCACAAGAGUCAGCCAUGGAGGCACUGAGAGAGGUGGCCAUAAUGCCAGGUUUUAUUUGACUUUGCCAAGGGGUAAAGGUUUCUUUCAACCCAGGAUCCCACAAGUAAGAGGCCCUCCACAUAUCCCUACCCUUAGAUCCGGGAUAGUAAUGGAGGUACCUCCAGGAAAUCCUAGAAUGGCCUGCCAGGGAAGGUUGGCACAUGUUUCCUUCCCUCCGGGAAGUCCACGACACACCAUGGAUAGGUGGACAAGGCCUAUCCCACUGUCUUCCAGUACUCCAGGUUUACCUCCUUGCUCUACCGCUCAUUGCUUCAUACCACCUCAGCCUCCAAGUUUCAAUCCCUUUCUUGCUAUGCCCAUUGCUUUUGCUCCUCCCCCAAUAUUUGCUCCUCCACUGCCCUCUUAUUUUGCUCAUUUCCCUUCUGGGGGAAUGCUGGUUGCUUCAUCCUCAAGCAGAGAGCACAACUGA